AUGGCGCCGUCGCCUUUCCCGUCCGUCAAAUUGAACGAUGGCCAUGAAAUUCCUCUUGUCGGAUUCGGCGUCGGUACGAAGCUGUCGGGGCGCAACAACGAGAGCGAGGCGAUUGUUCGCUACACAAAGACUGCCAUUGAGGCUGGAUUCUACCACCUAGACGGCGCUGAAGCCUACCAGAACGAGGAAGAGCUCGGGGCCGCCAUCCGCGCCAGCGGCGUGCCGCGCGACGCCAUUUUCGUCACGACCAAGACGCUCGUGCACGACGACGAGCCCCUCGCGGUGACGCUGGACCGCUCGCUGGCCAAGCUCGGCCUGGACUACGUCGACCUCUACCUGAUCCACAACCCGCGCUUCGCCCAGACGCCCGCGGACCACCAGACGCGCUGGGCCGAGCUGGAGGCCGCGCAGGCCGCCGGCAAAGUCCGGUCGAUUGGCGUCAGCAACUAUCUGCAGGAGCACCUCGAGGCGCUCCUGGCCACCGCCAAGGUCGUGCCCGCCGUCAACCAGAUCGAGCACCACCCGUACUUGCAGCGGCCCGACCUCGUGGCCUUUAGCCGCCAGCACGGCAUCACGGUGACGGCGUACGGCCCGCUGGUGCCGCUGACCAAGGGCGCGCCGGGCCCGCUCGACGCCGUCUACCCGGCGCUGGCCGCCAAGUACGGCGUCACCACGACGGAGAUUGCGCUGCGCUGGACCAUCCAGCUGGGCCUCGUGCCCAUCACGACGAGCACCAACGCCGACCGGCUGACGAGCAUCGCCUCCACCGUACCCGGCCUUGUGCUCAGCGACGAGGACGUGGCCGAGAUCACGACAGUGGGCAAGAAGAAGGAGUUUCGCGGCUACGGCAACCGGCGUGUAGCGGAUGUUCCUGCGAAGGCGUAA
Molecule: messenger RNA, 885 nt
Organism: Sporothrix brasiliensis 5110
Lineage: Eukaryota; Fungi; Ascomycota; Sordariomycetes; Ophiostomatales; Ophiostomataceae
Product: ketoreductase
Exons: 3
Coding region: 1-885 (294 amino acids)
Molecular function (GO): oxidoreductase activity, acting on NAD(P)H as acceptor
Source: RefSeq, a predicted model, not a curated record